AUGAUGAAAGGAGAAUUUGAAAUGAGCAUGGUGGGUGAUUUAUCAUAUUUUCUAGGCCUACAAAUUAGACAAACAGAUAGUGGUAUGUUUGUUUCUCAAACUAAAUAUGCUCACAAUCUUGUAAAGAGAUUCGGACUAGACACCAGCAAAAGUGUUCGCACUCCUUUUCCUACUCAUAUAAAAUUUCAUCGAGAUGAUGAUGGGAAGUCUGUUGAUCCAAGUGCAUAUAGAAGCAUGAUUGGUAGUUUACUAUAUUUGACAGCUAGUAGACCUGACAUAAGUUUUAGCGUUGGUGCAUGUGCAAGAUAUCAGGCGAAUCCAAAGGAAUCGCACCUAAUCGCAGUCAAAAGAAUCAUAAAAUAUGUUAAAGGCACUUUGGAGCUGGGGAUAUGGUAUUCAAGCGAAUCCAGCACCCAACUAGUUGGUUUUACUGAUGCUGACUGGGCAGGUAACAUCGAUGACAGAAAAAGCACGUCUGGAGGCUGUUUUUACCUAGGAUCAAAUCUUGUAUCCUGGCUAAGCAAAAAACAGAAUUCUAUUUCGUUGUCCACUGCCGAGGCUGAAUACAUCGCUGUAGGAAGCAGUUGUGCUCAAUUAAUAUGGAUGAAACAAAUGCUUGCUGAUUAUGGAAUUGCACAAUAG
Ipomoea triloba (trilobed morning glory) is the source of this 642-nucleotide messenger RNA. RefSeq names its product secreted RxLR effector protein 161-like. Bases 1 to 642 code for a protein of 213 amino acids. Lineage: Eukaryota; Viridiplantae; Streptophyta; Magnoliopsida; Solanales; Convolvulaceae. The record is from RefSeq and is a predicted model, not a curated record. The transcript has a single exon.